GUAGUUGAAACAAGUCAAAACAACAUGAACUGUAAAGAAAAAUUAAAACAAAUUCCCAAAAUGAUAUUCUAUGUGAUUUUUGUGGGAGUAUCGGUGCCAUACUAUAUACAAUUAUCGAAAGGUUUAUACAAUAAUUUCUUUGCCACAAAUAUAACAUUCAAUUUAGAUACAUUAUACCUUAAUUGGAAUACCUCAUUUCCGGCUGUUACCAUAUGUGAACUAUAUAAUGGUGAAAAAGUAUGGGAUUUAAGUGAACAAUAUUUUGGUACCGAACAUGAUAUGCGCUUGGAUGAUGUGGUGGGAGAAAUUGUGUAUUUUCAUGGUAUCUGUACCUCAUGUGAUAUUUGUGAAAAUCAAAAUUUAUCUUGUCCACAAAAUUUUACUCAACUUUUGAAACAGUUUCGUACUAACUGCACGGAUUUAAUUAUAAAUUGUAAAUAUCAAAAUAUUUUCUUUGAUUGUUGUGAUGAAUUUUAUCCCUUACAUACGGAAUAUGGUGUUUGUUUUGCCUUUAAUUCCAAUCAAGCAAGAAAGAAAUACGAUGUUGAAUAUGCCAGUAAUCGUAUAGUGGGUGUAGGUUAUUUAACUUUUGAAGUAACGACCGAUGUUCAACUAUAUGUUCAUUCACCCGUUGAAAUACCCUUUCAAAGUGCCGAUGGCAUGAUAAAAGAAACGAUUUUAUUGGGCUCCAAUAAAGAACUAGUUAUCAAUGCCAUGGAGGUAUAUAAUCAUCCAAAUUUAAAUAAAAUCAAUUAUGAAGAAAGAAGAUGCCGUUUUCUACAUGAACUUACAGUUCUGGGCAAAGAAUUAAAAUUGUACGAAUUUUAUAGUUUCUCAACAUGUACAGUGGAAUGUGUUUUUGCUAAACAUUUAAGAUUGUGUAAUUGCAGUAAUCAUUUUUUGGUUAAAGAAGAUUCACCCUAUCAAAUGUGUGAUUAUGAAGGUUUAUUAUGCCUAACGGAUUAUUUUUACGACAUAUCGGAAGAACGUAGACUAUGCGAUUGCAUGAGUCCUUGUGAUGAACCCGAAUAUAAUAUUAUCUAUAAUUCAGCAGAUAAUAUAAAAAAGAAUUCGGAUAUAACAAAAAUUAAAAUAUCACUAGCAGAAUUGCCAACAACUCGUUAUGUGAGAAGAGUUAAUAAAACAAAUCUAGAUUUAAUGAUUUCUAUAGGAGGUUUGGCCGGAUUAUUUUUCAAUGCAUCAUUAAUACGUAUUGUGGAAUUAAUAUUUUUAAUAUUAGACUAUAAAUGGAAAUCAUGGAAGAAAUGUUGA
Molecule: messenger RNA, 1272 nt
Organism: Lucilia cuprina (Australian sheep blowfly)
Lineage: Eukaryota; Metazoa; Arthropoda; Insecta; Diptera; Calliphoridae
Gene: ppk31
Product: sodium channel protein Nach
Exons: 8
Coding region: 25-1272 (415 amino acids)
Biological process (GO): sodium ion transmembrane transport
Cellular component (GO): membrane
Molecular function (GO): ligand-gated sodium channel activity
Source: RefSeq, a predicted model, not a curated record